Messenger RNA from Uloborus diversus, 1159 nucleotides. Its product is annotated as corticotropin-releasing factor receptor 1-like. Lineage: Eukaryota; Metazoa; Arthropoda; Arachnida; Araneae; Uloboridae. Gene Ontology annotation, molecular function: peptide hormone binding; G protein-coupled peptide receptor activity. The transcript has 10 exons. The record is from RefSeq and is a predicted model, not a curated record. Gene Ontology annotation, cellular component: plasma membrane. Bases 1 to 1131 code for a protein of 376 amino acids. Gene Ontology annotation, biological process: cell surface receptor signaling pathway; adenylate cyclase-modulating G protein-coupled receptor signaling pathway.
AUGGGCGUUGCAGCAGCAGGUCUUUGCCAUCACUAUUCAGUGGCUUUUCGUUUUUGCGGCGAGGAUGGUUUGUGGUCUGCUGGCAAAUGGACAAACUACAGUGAAUGUCAAAGACUCUUGGACAUACGAGAGCGCGAGGAGCCGCCCCUCUCCCCGGUGACUGUGAGCUACGUGAUCCUCGUGGGAUCUGUCCUGUCGCUCGUCUGUCUUCUCAUCACCCUCUUCAUCUUCGCCUACUUCAAAGCCCUUCAGUGUUCGAGGGUCCGCGUGCAUCGUAAUCUCGUCCUCAGUCUGAUCCUGCAUGCGCUGAUGAUGCUGGCCGUCGCACUGCCCGGGAUUUCGAGAGAGGUGGAACAACUGUACAGGAGCACGGACUGGCUGUGCAAAGCAGUGCUCGUGCUGAAGAUGUAUUCGUCGAUGGCCUGCAUCCAGUGGAUGUUCGUGGAAGGCCUCCUGCUCCACUCCUCGGUGGCCGUUUCCGUUUUCAGGAAGGAGGCCCCCUUCCGAGUCUACUACGGCCUUGGCUGGGGUCUCCCCCUCCUUUGCGUGGCGACGUGGGUGGCGCUGAUGUGCACGCACCACCAGGAGAAGAAAUGUUGGAAAGGCUACGGACACUCGCCGUACGUCUGGUUCAUCACUGGGCCCAUGAUACUGGCCCUUCUAGUCAAUGCAGUGUUCCUGGUGAACAUCAUACGUAUUUUAGUGACGAAACUUCGAAAUAGUCUCUCGGUUGAAACAAAACAAGUCAAGAAAGCAAUGAAGGCAACAGCCCUCCUGAUCCCUUUGCUGGGCAUCACUCAUCUCUUGUUCUGCAUCAACCCCAGAGAUGAAGCAGAAUUGGAACAUCUCUACAUGCUGGUCAACGCACUCAUGCAGGCAUCUCAGGGAUUAUUUGUGGCUGUUUUAUAUUGCUUCUUAAACUCUGAAGUUCAAUCCGUUCUAUCGUCUGCCUAUUCCAGACGGAUGUUGCGCAGGGGAGAUCCCAGACGACCCUCCUGUCGCAGCAGCAGCACCCGCGUCCUCUCGACAGCUUCGACCACCCUGCCGCUGACGGAAAAACGCACGGCCUUCCUCCUGGUCAAGACGAAGGCAGACGAAGACUCUAAGGAUGGGGAGACCACUUUCCUCUGACCGAAGGGCAAACUGGAGACUUUGCAAG